Molecule: messenger RNA, 2648 nt
Organism: Salpingoeca rosetta
Lineage: Eukaryota; Choanoflagellata; Craspedida; Salpingoecidae
Exons: 7
Coding region: 48-2648 (866 amino acids)
Source: RefSeq, a predicted model, not a curated record
AACCACGCCAAGAAAGACGGAAGACGCUGAGCGCAGUGAGGAGGACGAUGUGGCACGCUGCGCGCAAGCAUGAUCGGCACUUGAAGGAGCUGGUCGCUGCCACACGCAAGCGCUCACAGCAACGACAAGCAGAGGCCAUCCAGCAGCAAGUGGAUCCGUUGCAGCUGCUGCGGCUUCAGGGGGUGCCAUGUCACGUUCACUUUGUAUCGGAGAGUGAGGCGCGCGCCAACAUGGGGCGGGCCACGCUCGUUCCGUGGCAGAACCACAUGGACCACCUUAUUGACCGAUUCGACGUGCGUGCGUCCAUGGACGCGAUGGACCUCAUGGAUGCGGAAGCGCACGACCUCGAGUCCAACGUCGACGCUGGCAUCACAGUGAGCUCGCAGCCCAGCUCCAUGCACGCCAGCGAGCCCGACGAGCGCAUGCAGCAUGGCAGCAAGUACUUUGAGCGCCGCUUCGAGGCGUACCGUGACCUGGUGCAUACGGCGUUCAAGCGUAUAUCCGAGACAGAGCACCUGCGGCUCAUCGAUGCCCUUGACGAUUCAAGCAAUCCAUUCUCCCCACAGCUGUCUGCGCGCAAAGGACCGCCCGCACCGAAACCAGCAGAAACCUCCUCAAACAACACUGCUGCCAUUGGCUUUGACUAUGGUGGCAAUGCCUCGGCAGCUGUCGUAGACACAGCGCACACGGCGCAGGGAAGCAGCGGCGCUGCAGCUGACAGCGCCAAGAACGCCAGUGCUGGCAGCACCCACCCUGCCGGCGACAAUGCUGUGGAUGCGAUGUGCGAUGCAAGCGAUGACGACGAGGACAAUGACGGGAAUGGCAUUGAUGACACGCAUGCACACAAGCUACUUCUCCGCGACCUUGAACAAGAGCUGUCGCGGCUUGAUUCGCGUGAUCGUGCAGACAUUGACAGCAUUGCACGGCACCAAUACGACAUUUCGUACUUUUGCACAUUCCUCGAACGCAGCAGAGAGCUGACGCGGCAGCGGGAGAAAGCGCUGCGCGACCAAAAACAGUACCAGCUCCGGCGCUUCAAGAACCACUCGGCCGUGCACACAGACACAGCAGCAACAACAACAACAACAUCUGCAGGAACGCAGGGAGGUGACGAUGGUGGUGGUGAUGGCGGUGGCGGUGGCAACCGUGGUAGAGACCCGUGCACACGUGCACGUGGAGAACGGCCGUCUCGGUCGCGUUCACCGGACUGGAGGGGACGACGUCGGAGACGUGGUGGUGGCGGCGAUGAUGGCGAUGAUGGCGAUGAUGGCGAUGGUGGUCGGUAUGGUGGCAGGCGACGUUCGGGAAGCAGCAGGCGCAGGCAUGAUAGCAAGGAGCGCAGCAGAGAUAGAAGGGGCGGGAGGCGAAGCGAGCGAGGAAGGAGGCCACCAAACAAGCUGCCUGCGUUUGCCAUUCCACUGGACAAAGACAACGACGACGACAGCGCUGACAAGCGACUGCCGUCUGUCCGUAGUGAUGACGAUGACAACGGCGGAUACGGUGCGCGGGAGCGACGACGCGAUCGUGACCGCGGUGGGCGGCGACGGGGCGGAAGAGCAGCGCGGACGCGUGGAGGCAGGCGGAGCAAGACGCCGGAGGGCAAGGCCGUUUACAUCACAUCGUUCACGAUGGGUGACUCGGAUGGAUCUGGCGACAACAGCGAUGUUGGUGGCCUCACUGCCAUCGAACAGAGGAACGACAGCACAUACGCUGCUGCAUUCCACCCAUCAGCAGCAGCCACAAUUGUGGCAACAGCUGGAGGUACCACCGCCAAUGCCUCCAACACCCCUCACACCACCACCCUCACCACCAGCAAGGCGAAGGGCCAGCAUGAGCCGUCGUGGCGGGCGCGCGUAACGCCCGAUCGUGACGUCACGUCAUCGUCACUCGCGCGGCGCGUGCUGCGCUCUGAUGACUCUUCACCAUCACCGUCUCCGUCACGUCAGUCAUCAUCGUCGUCGUCAUCUUCUGAUGUUUCUUCGGCAUCGGCGUCGCCAACGCGGGGCAGCACCAGCAGUAGCAAGAAGGGAGUGCGAAGGAAAAAGAGGACACGUAACGAACGAACGCGCAGAGACAGCGAGAAGCGGCGAGGCAGCAGGCGCGGCAGUGAUGAUGAUCGCGUGCGGAGUGGUCGUCGCAGUUGCAGCCGCAGUCGAAGUCGAAGCAGGGGGCGAGAGAGGAGGGGAGGGCGGCGAAGGAGCAGGAGUCGGAGUGCGGAGCGGAGGAGAAGAGUUGGAGAUCGCGAUGGGAGAAGUGUGGACAGGAGAGGGAGGAACGCUGGUACGCGGGAGCAAGAGCGAAGCAGCAGGAGGAACGAGCGAGGCGAACGCAGGCGAUCGCGACGAAGCAGGGGUACAAGCAGGAGCAGGAGCACAAGCAGGUAUGAAGCGCGUGAUCACAGGCACCGUCGUCGUGAUCGUGACCGUUCUAGACGUGGUGGUGACGAUCAUGAUGAUCGCAAGCAGCGGGGCAAGUCACCCGCGCCAGCAACUCCACCACAACAGAAGCUGCCAGAGGUGGACAUGAAGAAGCUGACGCCCAUGGAACGCAUGCAGCUAAGGCUCAAGAUGCAACUCCAAAAGUCACAGCAGGAAGAGCGCGCGAAAGAAAAGACAAGAGAGGUUGAGCGCAAACGACUGGGCCUCUGA